GUAAUUAUCUGUGGUGUUAAGCUGUAUUUGGUUGCUUUGAAGCAACUGGUAUUUUAAACUUGUCACAUUUAAAAAUUAUCAAAUGAUGGGUUGUAAAUAAUAACCACAUAUCCAGAUGCGAAAAGAAGUAAUCAUUUCAAUAAUACAAAUACUGUAGCUGCUGUAUCGAAAUCUUAUCACAAAGACUUGGCUCAUAUCCAUUGGAUUUCCGUAGACUGACUAUCUGAUAAUUUUGUUAUAAUGUGAAGAUUAGGUAGUCAUGAGAAAUUUGGCAAAAUGAUGUUUGGAAAUGAAGAUUAUCCUGAACCGGCUUUAGCUGUAGGAAAAAUCAAUGGAGAUUAUGAUCCAUUGAUCCCGCCAGCUACUGGAGAAGAAUACAUCCAGAGAGUAGUGUUAGAAGCUUCCAAGUGUGAACAUGUUUUGGUUGCCAGUGUGGAUAAAUCUCAAUUCAAGGAGCAGACUGUAAACAUAGAUAUCGCCAUAAAAGAACCACCUUUGGUUACACCUUCCAUUGAAUGGCAACAAUGUCAAGUUGCUGAUUUUUCUUCAGUACGUCAGAACUUAGCAAGGUACAGGUCCUUGGGCAACUUUAAACCGUCUAUAUCAUUGCCUGCAAGAAGAGAUGAAGCAGGCUGGUACUUGCUGUGUUUUGGAAGUGAUACUGAACCUGUGGAAAGUGGAACUUCCAGUGGUGGUGUUCCACCAUUGCUGAGCAUUCUGCUGUCAAUGAAUCAGCCAUUGAUACAUCAAGUUCUUGAAUAUCAUGUGGAGUGGCUUGAGACAAGGUCAAGUUUAUCUGUACAGCAAGGUCAAUGGUUAUAUUCAUUGCUGGCAUGUCUUGAACUACCACUACUUCCAGAAACAUGCAGCUUAUUACGUACGCUUGCACGAGACUGUUCCAGGCUUAGAGCGUCACUGAAAUCUGAUGACCCUCCAUCAGUGGCACCGCUCACCCUCAUAAUCUGCCUAGUCGCAAAUUAUUUUCGUCAAAUGGAUCUUGCAGACACAGUGCCAGAAUAAACAGUUCCACUGUAAUAAUUUGAUUUUUUAACCCAUUUAUAACACUACUGCCAUUUUAUUAUACAGGGUCUCUAGUUUUAUCGUGAGUCUGGGUCUCGUACAAUGUUAUGGCAAGCUUUCUGCAUAGCGCUGUAGGAGAAGGCAAUUGUUUGCUGCCCAUUUUCCCCCUACAAUAUUACCUGCCUUAGUUAAAAGAGGAAUCUUGAAGGGCCAACCUUCAGGUUCUUUACAGACCUCACACCUUGGAAAAGCAUUUCUAGACACAUGGCAAAGCUGUUGUCUUGGAAUAACAUAAAUUUCUUGCUGAAUAUUCUCUUUUGUUUAUCAUAGUGAAUGAGGAUUUUUGACAAACACUUUAUCCUUUAGUAUGCCCCAUAAAUAAGUCACAAGGAUUUAAAUCAGGUGAGCAGGCAGGCCACAAUUCUUACCAAUUCAUCAAAACGUCAGCGAUCGCAUCAUAGAAUUAUUAGCUGUGUGGGCUGUAGCAUUGUCCUGUAUGAAGUGCCAUUACAUUUAUUCAUCUUCAGCCAUUUCAUCAAAAAAGGAUGUCAGAAUUAAUCUUACAUAUUAUUUAUAGUUUGUUUUGUCAAAAGAAGAAAUUUGACCGAUUAUUCUUCAAGCAUUAUUUGUGCACCAAACUCCAGCUUUCACACAGUGUACAGGCACUUCAUGAAUGACAAGGAUUUUUUGUGGACCAGCAUCUAUUUGUUUUGACUGUUUACAUACCCACUUAAUGUAAAUCAUGAUUUUUAAGAAUAAAAUAUAAGAUCUGGUUCAAGAAGACUAUUAAACACAGAUUCCUGAAACCACCUCUUGUAUUAAAUUCUCGCUUCACAGUCUGGAGGCAUAAGACUAUGCACAGCUGUCAUUAUGUAGGGUUGUACCUUGAACAAUUUUGUUGCAUGGAGCACCAAUUUGUCAAAACAAAAAGUGUACACCUCCCUGAAACAAAUAUAAAUGAUUUAUUUUGUAACUGAAA
Zootermopsis nevadensis is the source of this 1999-nucleotide messenger RNA. NCBI's taxonomy places the organism in Eukaryota, Metazoa, Arthropoda, Insecta, Blattodea, Termopsidae. The record is from RefSeq and is a predicted model, not a curated record.